Messenger RNA from Didymella exigua CBS 183.55, 2032 nucleotides. RefSeq lists its product as uncharacterized. The coding region runs from base 410 to 1573 and encodes 387 amino acids. The record is from RefSeq and is a predicted model, not a curated record. The transcript has a single exon. Lineage: Eukaryota; Fungi; Ascomycota; Dothideomycetes; Pleosporales; Didymellaceae.
GUUAAUGAUGUAAACAACGGUCAGCCAUUCUGGGGAUUGACCAAAGUACACCGCCAAUCACACCACAAACCCACAAUCAGGGACCUGCACAACGUCUUCGACGAGCAAGUGUGCUGCAAAACCCCAGCUUUGACUGUUCAACUGCAGAUUAGGCGCAAAACAUGACCUCUGUUCCGUCUUAUCUUCGCAUGGUCCGCACAUUCUUCGCUAGCCAUGGAGUCGUUUCGCACAUCUCUGUCGCAUACAUAGGGGCCUUCCCCGGAUUCCCAUGGGUUCGACUGGUACGUGCUUUUCCAUUAACCAUGGCCCGACUGGCUACGUUAUCGGCGCAGCCUAGCACCCAGGUAUAUACCACGAUUUCGCACAAUGCUGCAAAUUCAGGCCUUUGCAGCUUUGAGCAGGGCUCAUCAUGGCGGUUGAGGUUGCCCAGAGCCUAUCCCAGGUGAAGAAAGAUGGAAGAUGGCAGUCUUUCAGACACAACACUGCUCCAAGCAUCAGUUCAAGCCCUCCUGGCUCGAUUCCUCCACGGCGGUCCUCCCUCAGGACGUUUAGAGGGAGGAGGCCGUUGGCUCCAAUUCAAGAGUACAAGGCGAGCCCCAUUACGACUCGUAGCACAGGCAGCCUCGAGGAUUUAAUACGUACUUACCACCCGACGUCUUGGAAGUCAUCAUCAGAACGGCUCGUCCUAAUCUCGGAGAGUCCCCAGCUGCAACAGAUUCAAUCCGUGAGCUUGAGCUUCUCAGAAGAAUCGUGGAGGUAUGAACCUGCACCAAAACUGUACAGGACUCACAGCCAAUGGACCAGACCACCGCCAGCUGCGUACGUCCCGAGCGGCAUUCCCGCGUUCGAGAGUUCUACGUCUCUCCAAUACCAAUAUACACCUAAUUCAGAGCCUACGCUGUCUCCAGAGACAGCUGUCACCCCGGUUCUUGACGAGCAGGACUCUUCAGAACACGAAACAGAAAUUUUGUCUGUCGGACCAGAUCUGCCACGCGAGGACAUCGCCGAGCUCUUCCACAGAGCUGAAGAGUACUAUCGAGGACACCCGGAAGUUGUGAGAGAAUCUGGCAAAGUCUGGGUCCGUGUUAACUCGGUCAGCCAUGGCCUGAGCAAGACCUUGAAGACAAUGGGUUCGCUGCGUAAGAAGAAGCCGUCGUGCGAAGCACGACUCGGCCGUACUAUCCCUGUGUACUCGCGGCUCAAAUGUUACGAAAAGCCAGGACGAGUGAAGAGGAUGAAGAUUGUGCUACAGGACUGCUGGAGAAAAUUCAGGAACUGGUCUACGGGCAGGGACACCGCGCUUCAGGCCAGACAGCUCGCCCCUGCGACCGCCCACCCGAUGAUGAAUAUCUCAGUCGCGUCACUCAAUACGACGCCUACGCGCGAUACCAGGCCGCAGAUGGGACACAGGAGGCUCUCGAGAGCCCCAAAGCUGGAAGGGUGGGAGGCUGUGGCGUAUCGUGGACAUACGAGGAAUGAUAGCAAGCACUCGACGUACGACGAACCGUUGAAGAGGCGUAGAUCCAGCUUGUUCCUGGACAUCUACUCAACGGAUGGCUCUGUCGCCGGUUGAUGUAGUUCUUUACAUUCUUUGUAUCAGCCGGCGGAUUGUCGCAGCAAGUCAGGGUUGUCCGUUUGAUUUGACGGGGCGGUAUUGCCUAGAUAGCAAAGCUCUACUACGGCCAUUGAGCCAAUGCUCGCUAACUUCCAGAAACCACUGGAAGUUCGUCAGCUCUUGAUGAUCGUUGUAAUGCGAUCGUGUCAGACCAUCAGAGCUGAGAAGCUUGCUUGAAGCCAAUGACGUACCCACUCAGCUCCACAUUAAAGCUGAUCUCAACCUCAACUUGAUCGUCAAUUGAAUCUGAGACUACACACUCACUGUACUCGCACCGUGAGCACCGACGGAUAAAUCCACAAUACAGGGUAACGACCCUCGGCGCGAAUACCGACCUCGGUUUUCUCUUCCUCGGACGCCUCGCCAAAGCCCCUCCGGCAUACCCAAAGAAGCAACCUCCGCACCGUGGCGUUCCCC